AUGCAGUCUGGUGGCUCCAUCCUCCUUGUGUUGCUCCUCGCCAUCUCGGCUGAAUUGACACUCGUCUCUGGCCAUUAUCAUCCAGAUUUUUGCCACAUGCCUGUGCAACGUGGACUGUGUUAUGGCUACCAUCACCGUUUUUUCUACAAGCCCUCGUCCAACCAGUGCAAGAGCUUCAUUUACGGUGGCUGCGGUGGGAACAAAAACAAUUUUAGAACUUUCAUGGAAUGCCAGCGAAAAUGCAUAGGUAAGUGA
This is a messenger RNA of Elgaria multicarinata webbii, 255 nucleotides long. RefSeq names its product kunitz-like toxin PcKuz3. The record is from RefSeq and is a predicted model, not a curated record. The coding region runs from base 1 to 255 and encodes 84 amino acids. The transcript is spliced from 2 exons. NCBI's taxonomy places the organism in Eukaryota, Metazoa, Chordata, Lepidosauria, Squamata, Anguidae. Gene Ontology annotation, molecular function: serine-type endopeptidase inhibitor activity.